This is a messenger RNA of Pectinophora gossypiella (pink bollworm), 2795 nucleotides long. It is a transcript of the gene Zip99C, whose product is annotated as zinc transporter ZIP13 homolog. Gene Ontology annotation, molecular function: zinc ion transmembrane transporter activity. Gene Ontology annotation, biological process: zinc ion transmembrane transport; intracellular zinc ion homeostasis. The record is from RefSeq and is a predicted model, not a curated record. The transcript has 8 exons. Gene Ontology annotation, cellular component: membrane. The coding region runs from base 390 to 1571 and encodes 393 amino acids. NCBI's taxonomy places the organism in Eukaryota, Metazoa, Arthropoda, Insecta, Lepidoptera, Gelechiidae.
CAUCAUUCAUUGUUGUUUUGCUUGCUCGUAGCGCGUACUUGACGUUAAAACGAAUUUGUAUUGCGUAAAUAAAUGAUACUUAUUUUUAUUUAAUAAUAUAAAAUGAAAUAAUCAUACCGUACACUCAAGUUUAUCAUAUGAAGUGGCGCAGAUAAGGACUGUUAUAUCUAGCGGAGACAAUCAGUCUCAGCAUCAGUUCGUCUGGAACAUCUUUAUCGCGGAAAUAUGCGAGCAUCUCCAGUGUGCUGAUUACUGAAUUAGUUCGCCGCAGUUGUUUCGUAGAAAUGGGCCGAUCGGUCGUGGUACCAUAAAAAACUUAGUGAAAGAAGUUAGAACUGGCUUGUGGAAUUUACUAAAAAUAUUUUAAAAAGAAACUUUAAAAAUAAAUAAUGGAAUCGGCGGGUGGAUCAGUUUUGGCGGAAUAUGUUCCGGAGUAUUUAUUUAAUUUUGUGGACGAAUUAGACGAACAUCCGUGGUUGUUUGCCUGUCUCGCGUCUAUUCUUGUGGGUUUGAGUGGGAUACUGCCUUUGCUCAUAAUCCCUAUCGACAAGAGCGCCAGUUUCAAAGACGGAGCGGGAGCAGCUACUCUCAAAAUUCUACUCAGCUUUGCAGUCGGCGGUCUACUGGGAGAUGUCUUCCUGCAUCUACUGCCUGAAGCCUGGGAGCACGAUUUGGCCAGUACUAAAGAAGGCGAACACGUUUCCCUAAAAUGCGGUCUGUGGUGCCUAUUCGGGAUGCUAGUAUUCAUUAUAGUAGAGAAGCUCUUCGCAGCAUCAGAAGAAGUAGAAGACGACAGCAAACACAACGGCAGCAUCAAGCACAUAGAGAUAGAAGAGAUAGAGAAGCUUCUGGAAGUAGAGAGGAAGCAGAGGAAGGGGGAAGGGAUAUGCGGGGGGAACGGCACCGUCACCGCGAGACAGCUGUAUGACUCGUGCGUGUUCAAUAAUAACACUAAAGGUGAAGGCGCGUGCUGCAACAGCGUGGCAGCCAGUAACGGAGCCCUGAAGAACUGCAAGGGGCAGGGACAGGGCCGCUGGAUGGGCCGCUGCUUGCUACGGGAAGCACGGGAGAAGGCCCAACAAGCUUCUAAGAAGACUGAUAAAGGGGAUAAAAAAGAUGUGGCAGGCUACUUGAACCUGAUGGCGAACUCCAUCGACAACUUCACUCACGGGCUGGCCGUGGGGGGAUCCUUCCUGGUGGGGUUCCGGGUGGGGUUGCUUACGACCUUUGCGAUACUCGUGCACGAGAUCCCUCACGAGGUGGGUGACUUCGCCAUCCUGCUGAAGAGCGGGUUCUCGCGGUGGGAAGCCGCUAAAGCACAACUGGCGACGGCUUCAGCUGGUCUGAUCGGCGCCAUGGUAGCGGUUGUAUUUAGUGGGGCCAAGAACGCUAUAGAAGCGAAAACCUCGUGGAUAGUACCUUUCACGGCGGGCGGGUUCCUGCACAUCGCGCUGGUGACGGUGCUGCCCGACCUGCUGCGGGAGGACGACAAGCGGGAGUCGCUCAAACACCUCGCCGCGCUCGUCGCCGGCAUCGCCGUCAUGGCCACCAUGCAGCACUACGCCGGGUAAAAUGCGAGCAUACGAUGGCAACACUGAUGGUAGCUUUUGGUAGAAAUUUUGUUAUCCUGGCAACACCCGAAAUAAAGCAGCAAUACUAGUUCCAAGAGGGUCUAAAAACGCCACAUCAAUCACACAAGUACCUCGUCGCGGUUGACCGCGACGGCCUUGAGGCCGCCAUGCAGCACUACGCCGGGUAAAAUUAUCACAUAGGAUACAACACUGGUGGUAGCUUUUGGUAGACAAUUUGUUAUACAUGGCAACACCGGAAAUAAAGUGACAAAAGGCGCCGAUUUAUAUCUUUACACAAUAGAGGCUAUAGUGGCAUAUUAAUGCUUAUUAUAUCGACGGUAUCUUGUGGCUUAAACCCGGUACGAUUUUCGUUGCGUUCAAUAAAAUGGCGUUUUCGUAACAUGCGCUUCUUGUCGGCCAAUAGGGGAAUUAAUAUUAUUAUUAAGCUAAUGAGGAUAAAAACUACCUAUUCCUCCCAUCAGGUGUCGCAACUGUUGAUUGAUUUAAAAUUUUGACAGUUCCCCAUACUAUUUGACUAAACGAACAUAAUUAUUUCGGUUAUAUUUUUAAACUAUAACCCUUUGCGCAGCGUUUCACUGCAUAAUCAUAGUGUUAUAUUCAUUCUCUAAAUCUCGGAAAGAAGAAAAUUGCAAAUCAAAACUGCUUUUUUCCAAUUGGCUGCUUUUUCGCAACUCUGCUUCAGACGGGAUACACUCCACGUUUCUCCACAUUUUAUAGCAAUUCAUCACUAAAAGCUGGACAUUAUGGAGAACUGUCAAAAUUUAGGUACACUCAACAGCCCAGCUGCCUACAUUUGAGCUAGUUUUUAUCCUCAUUAGAUAACGUAAAAACGUGAUGAAUUGUCAAUGCUAUUUCGAACUAGGUGCGUGAAUAAUACUCUUAAAACAGUAAACUACAUUCGCCGUAUUAUAAAACGAAUACUUAAAGAUAAUACCUGCAGGCCUAGCACCGUUUAGGCGUAGAAUGUCCAAUUCGCGAAAUGUCCACCGGUCGCAAAUAGUCCAAUUCUCAGAAUGUCUAAAUCGCAAAAUGCCCAAUUCGCAAAAUGUCCAUUUCGCAUAAUGCCUAAAUCGCAAAAUGCCCAAUUCACAAAACGUCCAUUUCGCAGAAUGUCGUUCGCGACUAGCGGGACGUCCGUCUUAUUAUUGCAUGUUGCUUAUAGAAGAGCCAAGAAAAAGAAAAAAACAGAUAUUUUCAUAACAA